CAACGAAAUGGGCCCCGAUACUCCGCUGCCUCUACCGACCGAAUUUUCCUCGGUGGACGACUAUGUAGAGUCACUACUGGCCUUUUCCACUUCCUCAUGGAUGCUCCAAACCUUGUGUGGAGGCGUACACAUUCUGGAUUUUUAUACAAGAUCGCCCGAUCUCUAUGCCACCAUCUUGCCGGAAUCAUGGAGAAACUGGUUCAAAGUCCGGGAUAUCAUGGACAUUCUGGAUCUUCUCAUGAGGGAGGAUCUAUCCCAAUUCUCUACCGAUACUGAACAAGAUCCUACGCCCUGGCGCAACGGACCUGCUCCCCCCGAGGAUCUUUUGCGCUAUAUUCGAGAUGUGCGGAAGCAUCUGUUGAAUCGUGAAUUCCAUGGCGAACUGCCAAACAGGAAGCCCGAGAUAGCACGCCACAUUGCUGUCGGCAUGAAAGUCAAAAAAGUCCACGAAGUGGAUAACUUUGCCCGCUACGUUGACAGACUGACUUCAGACAUUGCAGCCAAGGGAAGAGAUCCCAUUACUCAUCUAGUUGACUUUGGAUCUGGUCAAAAUUACCUAGGCCGUGCGCUUGCAGCGCCUCCUUUCUCCAAGCAUUUGGUGGCCGUGGAGAGUAAGCCACACAACAUCGAGGGGGCAAAAGACAUGGAUGUCAAGGCCAGACUAGCACCAAAACCAAUCGUGAUGAGAAACAAGAAAGAGUAUCGUGCAAGCAUUGGCAGGGUAAAGAAAUCAAAGUUGAAUCAAGCAAAUGCAGCCACUGAAACAGCCUCCUCCAACGAUGCUCCAUCAGUAAGAGCACCUGAGACUGCGAUUUCAAAUGGAUUCUCUAGCCAAGAGAAACCUCAAAAGCCCGACAAAGAAUCUGCAUCAGUUGCCACUCAAACGACAGCUGACACUAAGUGUGAUGAUGAUGAUGGAUGCAUUGCCAUCCCCAACAGCACCGUCCCAAAGGCUGACAAAACCGUCACAACCCAUCUUCAAGUCUAUACCGAAGGUCAUGGAAGUGUACAAUACGUCGAACACAUCAUUAAAGAUGGUGAUCUAGGACCGGUCAUUGAUCAAGUCAUUGACAGCUCCAAGGUGCCAGAAUCAGACGAAGCCACAUCGACCCCUCAAAAGGAUGCGACCGCUGCCGUUCUGGACUCCAGCAAUCUACAGGCCGUGCCAAAACCCUCUAAAGUCAAUGCUAUGGUCAUAUCAUUGCAUUCAUGCGGAAACCUAGUUCAUCAUGGCCUCCGCUCCUUGCUCCUCAAUCCUUCUGUUUCCGCCGUCGCGAUGGUAGGCUGCUGCUAUAACCUCCUCACCGAACGGCUCGGCCCACCAACUUACAAACUUCCCACAUUACGCACCAAUCAUCCCCGUUUGGAAUCCACCUCCAACGCCCACGAUCCCCACGGCUUCCCUAUGUCUAGCAAACUAGAAAACUACCCACUACCCUACGCCCCAUCCUCCACUUCCUCCCCCAACGACAUCCACGACAUGCCCAAAGGCAUCCGCCUAAACAUCACCGCACGAAUGAUGGCCGUCCAAGCCCCCUACAACUGGGGCCACACAGACAGCGAACUCUUCUUCACACGACACUUUUACCGCGCCCUCCUCCAACGCAUCUUUCUAGACCGCGGAGUCGUCUCCGCUCCCGCUCCUCCAACAUCUGACGACGACCUCACUGCCGGCAACGGCGUGUCCGCUUCAGGCCACACUAGCAGAGUGAACUGGACACCGCCGAACGGCCGCGGUCCAGGUCUCAGUUCCUCGGGCAAACACACUCCACUCACCAUCGGCACGCUGCGUAAAUUCGCCUACUCUGAUUUCCGCUCCUACGUCCGAGCCGCGUUGGCGAAACUCACGGCGCCGAAUUCGUUUUGCGAGGUUGAUCCUGCGUUUAUCGCCGGGAAGAUGGAGGGAUUGAGCGAUGAGGAUAUCGAGGAGUAUGAAAAGAAGUAUUGGGAGAAGAAGCAUGAGCUUAGUGUCAUGUGGGGGUUGAUGGCGUUUAGUGCUGGGGUUGUUGAGGCUGUUGUGGUGGUGGAUCGGUGGCUUUGGUUGAAGGAGCAAGAUGAGGUUGCGGAAGCAUGGGUGGAGAGUGUUUUUGAGUAUGGGUUGAGUCCGAGGAAUUUGGUGGUUGUUGGGGUUAAGAAAUGAUGUUUGCUGGACUGUGCCAGUUCGUUCGCGGACUCUGCAAUUAAGAAGCCC
Messenger RNA from Periconia digitata, 2191 nucleotides. The record is from the annotation of a GenBank genome assembly. NCBI's taxonomy places the organism in Eukaryota, Fungi, Ascomycota, Dothideomycetes, Pleosporales, Periconiaceae.